This is a messenger RNA of Branchiostoma belcheri (Belcher's lancelet), 702 nucleotides long. Its product is annotated as solute carrier family 22 member 18-like. The record is from RefSeq and is a predicted model, not a curated record. The transcript is spliced from 4 exons. Gene Ontology annotation, molecular function: transmembrane transporter activity. NCBI's taxonomy places the organism in Eukaryota, Metazoa, Chordata, Leptocardii, Amphioxiformes, Branchiostomatidae. Gene Ontology annotation, biological process: transmembrane transport. Bases 96 to 632 code for a protein of 178 amino acids.
CCAGUGUGUUUGAUGUGCGUGAGAUCGCUCGGCUGUGCAGUAUUCCGCAGGUCCAACAACUUCUGGUUAUCCGCUGUCUGUCGCUGUUACCCGGCAUGCUCCUCCAGACGACGUUCCCCAUCAUCAUGGCCAGCACGUUCGACAUGGGGCCGCAGGACAGCGGCGUGUUCAUGGCCUACAUCGGACUAGUCAGCAUGCUGACUAUGGGAGUAGGUGUUGGUGUGAUCACCAAGAGGUUCAGUGACUUGACUAUACUCCGGUGCAGUACCAUGUCCUUCAUAGUAUCAAAUGUCUUCAUGGCAGGAGCAACAAAAAUCUGGCACUUGUACAUAACUGUGACACCUGCUGAUGUGGGAGGGGCCACCAUGGGGGUUAUCAUGAACAGUGCACUCACUAAAGUUGUGCCUCCUGAGGACACAGGUGCAGUUAUGGGCCUAAGUGGAGCAAUGCAGCACCUAGUUCAAACUGUGGCACCCAGUAUAGGAGGAUGGCUGCUCGAAAAUUACGGUUUCCCAUCUAUAGGAAUCCUCGCUGCAGCUUUAAACACUGCACUAGUCAUGUACCUUUUCCUGGGAAACAUUUCAAAAAGUUUCACCUACCAAAAAGAUUCAUCUGGAACUACCACAGUUUAAUUAUGUUUACCGAAGGAAAACAUAUUGUUUUUGCUCAGUUUCUUCUUCCUCUUCUUCUUCUCCAAACAGU